ACUCAAGAGCAGGCCCACAGAAAGAGCUGCAGUUCAGAGUCCAAGCCGUAUAAGCUCGGUGACUUAUUGACUAUUGAAAAUGUUUGUAUUUCUUUAUCUAGCUAGAUGUUAACGUUAGUGUAUGCCAACGUCUUUUCAAAUGUACUAACGUUAGCUUAAAGUUUCUCAUCCGCUCAAGUUAACGUAAAGUCAGGUCACAAGCUAGCUAGCUUUUGUGUUAAUUAGCUAGCUAGCUAGCUACGAACUAUUAAUCCACGACUGACAGCUUGUGAAUAAGUUGUUUAAUGUCAGUAUUUAGCUAGCUAUUGUGCUAGUGUGUUUAGGCUAACAACAAGUACAACACGUUAGUUCAUUUUAUUAACGUCAACGUUAAUUGUUUGGGCAAAUAGCCAGCUAAGCUUCCAGGGCACACACAGUUAGAAGUCGGUUAACGUAACAGUACUUUAGCCAGCUACCUACCUAACGUUAGCUAUAUAACGGUAGUCUGUUCUGGUGUAAAUAUAAGACAAGUAAUAUUUUUCCUGAUCUCCAUCACAUCUCUAGAGUGGAGAAUGUCAUCCUUUUUAUCUUGUAAAACCCUUGUAUCACCAUCGUCCAAAGAAAACUGUGACCCUGUUGGGGUAAUUUUGAGCCAAAGUGGGUGUUUGACACAUGAUCAUGGGCAGAUGUUGGUACCUGAGCUGGGUCUAAUGGAGAUGUCAGAGUUUGAAUAUACACACCUUCAGCACCUUAUCCAGGCACACAUGGAUGCACACGUUGCCCCGCCAGAUGCCAGAUCUCACCCUGCUACAGUGAUGGUUAAAGACGACACUGGAUCCACAAUGGUUUCACCCUUCAUGACCGCUCAAGCUAUUGACCUAUCAACUUCAACUGAUGAUCACUGUCUGGUGAUGCCAGGAGAAAAGACUCCAGUUUCUUAUGGAGAGGUCCCGGGUUUUGUGCUAGCCAAAAUCAGAAGUGAAAACAGCCCAACUGAACCACACACCAACGACAGCACCUCUUCACAGAAGCGAUCGGCUGCUAGAGUUUGCUUGGAGAAAAGGUUUAACUCCAUGUCUGCUGACACCCCAAGACAGCAAGAUAUUCAGUCUGCAGUUGUCAGCAAUUUUUUGACGAUACUUCAGCAUUCUGCAGAGGCUCAAGAGGCAGUUAUACACCCUCAGAUGCAUAAGUGGAUGAAAGCUGACCGAGCAAACUCUUUUGAGGUUUCCAGCCCAUUUGUAGGGGGUGUAUUUAACCCAGCCACCAACAUGUGUGACCAAGUGAUUGGCCAUAUUCCUCACAUGGUUGAACCUAACAAGCACCAGGGAUUAAUCAUCCCCAAGAGUUUUUCAUUUAAUUUCCGCCCAGAGAGGGAUGUCAAAGCUCAAUAUACGAGUGGCAGCAACUCAACAGAGAAGCAGCAGUUGACGAACAUAGAAAGUGAUGCAGUGACAGUCGCUGCCUUCAGAAAACAUGGUAGCACCCAUAGCUCUCAAUCCAUCAUGGUUGCUUUGACUGCCCCAGACUCCGCUGGAGAAUCAGGGAGCAGCACCAGGAAAAGAGUUCGAUCUCACAUGUCACUUAUCCAGCGCAGGGAGAAACACAACUGUAAAGAGAGGGAACGCAGGAAGAGGAUUCGUUUGUACUGUGAUGAGCUGAACUUGCUAGUGCCAUUCUGUAAUUCGGAUACAGACAAAGUCACCACCUUGCAGUGGACCACUGCCUUCCUCGGAUACAUAAAAAAAACGUAUGGAGACACCCUCAGAGAGGAGUUUCAGAAGGUAUUUACUGAUGGGAAAGGACACUUUCUUAAAUCCAGCCCUUCUUCAGGCCAGAACCCAAUCCAGCGGGAGAUGGACGAGACACUGAGCAUUCCUCUUGGGGUAGAGCAAUGACCCUCUCACUACUUUAUCCAAUACAUCAGCCAGAUAUUUGAGUACGUUUUAAUUUAAAAUUCAAGCUUGGGUUGUCCCAUGAGGUCUGGCCAUGGGUUAGGUCAAUUUGUUGUAUUUUUAAAUGACAAAAAGUGCCCUUUCGAGAGGAACUCUGCUUCUGACUACAUUAAUAAGAUUUAGAAAUUGGAAGGAUUCUAGUCUCAGACCAUGUGAUGCAAAAAAUGACCAGUUUUCUUCAGCUGCAUUUCAAAACCACACAUUAUCAGGCUAGUGUUGGAAGCACCAUGCAAUUUAUUCUAAGGCUAAUAUAUUAUUCCCCCCCCUUGAGAAAAAUUGACUUUUUUAUACACAGAUGGCACUGUUUCCCUUUUGAAAACAGCUGAGAUAGUGCUAUAAUUAUAAGAUUUUAACUCGAUCAUACAUACAUUUAGGUAAUUCUUAUAUGUUCAGCUUUUAUAUGCUUAAUUCAAAGUUUCACUCUUCACGUUUUUUAAACAGAAAAAAUGUUCAAACCGUUCAGUUCAAUUUUGUUGUCCACAAACAUUUAUUCUUUAAUCAUAUCUGUAAAUUGAUUUAAAUACUUGAAUUUUGCAUACAAAUAAGUCUUGCUACCUUGUGAAUUAAUGGGAUUACUUGACUUUCAUGGUGUCAAGCAUAUUACUCUGACAUACAGACUGUUCAUUUGACAUGUUGAUAUGUAGAGAAGAGUAAUGUUUUACUGAAAAGUGGCUUUAUUUGUUCUUUCUUACAACAUGUCGCUGUAGCAUCUUACUGUACAUACAACAGUCACCCACAAAUAAUAAAUAGUAUUUAAGCACUGGUAGUACAUAGUGGAUGUGGUCAUUGUAGAUUUUU
This is a messenger RNA of Etheostoma spectabile (orangethroat darter), 2732 nucleotides long. RefSeq names its product transcription factor-like 5 protein. Gene Ontology annotation, biological process: spermatogenesis; regulation of DNA-templated transcription. Gene Ontology annotation, molecular function: DNA-binding transcription factor activity, RNA polymerase II-specific; protein dimerization activity; RNA polymerase II cis-regulatory region sequence-specific DNA binding. The coding region runs from base 552 to 1877 and encodes 441 amino acids. The transcript has 7 exons. The record is from RefSeq and is a predicted model, not a curated record. NCBI's taxonomy places the organism in Eukaryota, Metazoa, Chordata, Actinopteri, Perciformes, Percidae. Gene Ontology annotation, cellular component: nucleus.